Molecule: messenger RNA, 2652 nt
Organism: Klebsormidium nitens
Lineage: Eukaryota; Viridiplantae; Streptophyta; Klebsormidiophyceae; Klebsormidiales; Klebsormidiaceae
Source: the annotation of a GenBank genome assembly
CCGCAGCUGUACAGCUGGACUGGUCAAGGCGCUAGCGGAGAAGGCCCAUGGCGGCGGCCACAGCCACGCCUCUGGCAGUACUUGAUGGGGCGAGCAACGCCUGGCACUCGCAGGGGGACAUGUUGCUGGCCGGCUUGGACUAGGGGGGCAUCCUGCUCGCUAGGUACUUUCACUCGGUCUUUAACAAGAGCAGGGCGGGGGCCUGUGCUUGGGGGUGCUGAACACUAUCUUGGUCGAGGGUUUGAGCCUACCAAGUUCUGCAGUGUUUCAACUGUUAGGCAGUUGCCACCAUGGAAUUUCCUCCACAGACAUUGGCUGCGGGGUGCAAUAUCCGCUGAGAGACUCUUUGGCCCUAAAAAUUUGCGCAAGUAUCAUCUGUUAGAAAUGAGACCUUAGCUCUGCUGCCUUGCAAAGCUGACUCGCACAGAAAAGAGUCUCUGGCUUCAGGACACACGUGCUAUAAUUUCACAAGGCCCAGAAAGCAAGGGAAGCAAUGUCAGAAGCCGGGACUGAGCUCAACUUGAAGCUGCUGGGAGCGGAGGUCGGUGAAUUGCCAGGGAUGACGGCAGGGGGCCAAAGGGAGAGCAUUGACAAUGAUGAGAGCAAGGUGACGCUGGGACUGGGCAGUGGAGAGGACCAAGAUCAGCCAGGCUCGCUGACAUCGCUGGAGCAGGAGCUGCUCACGCUGGGGGCGCAACCACAGGACGCGCCGCAGAUGCUCCCUUCGGACCUGGCUGGAUCCUUGGCUGGAUCAUCGGUGGAGCAGGCAAUUGCAGCGGAGGAGGCCGUUCCGGGGGAGGGUGCGCAGGCGGGGCAGGCGGCAGGCAGGGGGAGUGCCGGGGGGCAAGUGCCUGUAGGCAUGGGGGCGCCCGACUACUCCCAUGCAGGAAUGCAGCCGCAGGAGUAUGGCGCCGGUGACUACAAUCAUUAUGGGGCCCAAGUCAAACUGGAGGACAACAGCAGGAGGGGCCACCAGGAGAUGCCUGCGGACAGCGGCGCUGCGGGAGAGGCGGGAGUGGGAGGGAAGCGGCCACUGGAGGGGGCGCACGCGGGGCUGGGGCUGAGCCGGCAGAGCACGGAGGAGAGCCUGGGGCGGCACAUGGAGGGGGGCCGCGAGGGGGAGGACGGCGGGACAGAGGGCGAGGAGCAGGAGGGGCGCGGGCAGGGCAACAAGAAGCAGCGCCUCGUGUGGACCGCCGAGCUGCACUCGCGCUUCAUGAACGCCGUCAACCACCUGGGGGUCAAGAAUGCUGUGCCCAAGACCAUUUUGCAGCUGAUGAACGUGGAGGGCAUGACUCGCGAGAACGUGGCUAGUCACCUCCAGAAGUACCGGCUGUACCUGAAGCGCCUCGCGGGGCUGCCUCCCAACGCGCGCCUCUCCCCGGAGCUGGUGCAGGGCGGCUCCCACCUGUACCCGUACGUGCACCAGCCGCACGAGGUGCCGCCGCCCAUGAUGAUGGCCCCCCCGCUGCACCAGGGCUAUCCCCCCCAUGGUGCUCCCUACUACCCCCCUCCCCAUCGCACCGACACUGGCGGGCCUCCUCUGAUGGGCAGCCCCGCCCCUGCCUCCGGCGAUGCCUCUGCCCCUGGCCCCAAGCCGGGAGAGGGCCGUAGCGGUGAGGCGGGCGCUCCGCCGUACCCUGCCCCCAUGGGGAGCAUCCCGCCGUCGCCGCCCCACUUCGGGUACACCCCCGAGAUGUAUUCUAGCUUCAGCUCCAUGGCCCACGGCGGCUGGCACCCCCUCCCCGGGCCAGGCCCUGGCCAGCCGCAGCCGGGGCAGUACCGCACCGCCGACCCGCUGCCGGGCUCGCCUGCGCCGCCUGGGCAAGGGGCCCAGUACUCUUCGCCGGGGGGAGGCCACUACAGCGGCCCUGUGGGGGGGUCCAUGUACAACGCGGGGGCAGGCGCGGUGGCAGGGGUCGGCUCUCCUGCCCCGCUGCAGGGCAGCGCUUACGGGUAUCAGGGCGCAGCGGGGGGGCAUUACGGCAGCCCUGGUAUGGGCAGCCCGGGGGGAACAGGGUCGCCGCCGUCGGCACAGCGAGGCUCCGCGCCCGCAAUGCAGCAGUACGCGGCCCCAACGUGGCAGCAGGACCCCCCUGGGGGCGGGUUCGGCCAGCAGUUCUGGAUGCAGCCUGCAGCGCAGGACUGGCAGCAGAAGAGAUGGCCGGACGCGGGGCAACCGCAGCAGAGAAAGUGGUGAACAGCGGGGGAGGAGCAGUCCCACCGAGAUCGAAGCGAGAUCAGAAGUACAUUCUUUGACGGCCCAGCGCGGGAGCUGUCGUGCAUUUGGAGAUGCGCUCCGAAUGGUUGGAAAUGUUCAGUAGUUAGGUUGAGUCGGGCAGGAAUCAGGUCUUCCUGUCGUGUGUGCUUAUCAGGGGUGAUCAAGUCCACACUUGGGCUCGCUGCUAACAUGAUGUGUCUUGACGACCGGGCCCGGUGGUCGCUCCUUCGAGUGUGUGUGUGUGGUUUGAUUUAAGUUACUCCAGGCUUUGUGAGGAGCAGUGCCAACGCUAGCUUACCACGUCCAUGUGGAAAACAUUACUGUAAUCUGUUGAUAUAAAUCAGUCACAGGCUCACAUCCGGUUAAGUUUACCGGAUUUACCGUCUUCUCCAAGUGUCGUGCAUAACAUAAACGCAAAACAUGGUUCCCCG